GCUCUGGCCUCUGGGUCAAAUGGCAGAAAGGUCCCUGGAUUUCCAUCCCAAGCAUGACAUGUGUCUUGAGGGUCCAUUCCACCCGCCUGGGCUCCUUGGUACAGUACUUGAAGGCCAGUCUGUAACUUGCAAUACUCCGUAGCCGCACAUAGAAGGUCACGCACGCUCUUCUCAACUUCCCUACUUCGCUUCGUGUCUGGUCAGAAACAUGACCUGUAAGCACAGCUGAUAUAAUGGCGAUAUCUUGGGGGACUAUCAAGUCCCUCCUGCUCUUCUUUGGUCCUAUACUCCUGCCAAAGGCCAUCGCCUACUACCGCAGCUUUCGUGCUGGCCCGGCAGCUCAAGGUCUUACCCUCAAGCCACUCCCCCCGAAAGUCCUACGUGCUCUCACCUUGCUUGGAGCCACGGCAUUAGUCUAUCUGGCCCUCUCGCUUCCUCCCUUUGCUCCUGAGAACCUCUUUGCGCGGACGCAGUCACGACUCCAAAUUCCGACCGAUGUUCUCUUCACCCGCCUCACAGCCCUCAGGCCCGCCAAUGCGCUCACAGACGCCGAUGCCACCCUACGCGCCAAGUUCGUGAAUCUCGAGAGUCGCCUGCUGUAUCUGCAGUUCGGCCCCAGUGUCCUUGCCGGCUGCCCCUUCUGUAACGCCGAAGACCCGCGCUCCUACCUGUACUAUGCCGCACCGGGCCUUCUGGCACCGCAUCUCUUCAACCUCGUUGUCCUGUCCGUUGCGACCUCUGGCCUGAUGACGGGACACGAGGGCAGUAAAUGGCGGGCGCCAGCCGUGCUCGUCAGUGCCGCCAUAGCUGCCAUCGAUAUCUACCUUGUCAGCAGCUACAACUAUCAAGUCAAUGCCCGAGCGACCCGACUCGUCGAUAUCGAUUCGUUCUUCUGGACAUCGCGACUGUACCGUCUCGUUACCUUUGCUUUAAUAAACAGCGCCUUUGCAGCCUUACUGUAUCUGUCAUCAACGAAUCGAGCGUUCGCGUCGCCUCCUGGUCCUGCCGAACGCGUGGAAGCGGUGACGAGGCAGCUGAUGAUGUCCAAGAGUAAACUAAAUGCGCUAGGCAUCGUCAAGAACACGGCGAUCAGGGACGAGGAGCUGCGGGAGAGGAUGCAGUCCUACUGGCAGCACGAGGGCCGCCUGAUGCGUGAGGUCAUGGAGGAGAAAGAAGUGAUCGACGGCGUCAAUGAUGCGCUGAGCAACAGAAUCAACAUCGCGGGUAUCACGAACGAUGCCGAGGUUUAUGCAACCAGUAUAAUACCGCAGCAGGAGCAGAUGGUGACAGGGCCAGUGCCCAUAGGCUAAGACCGACAAAAAAU
Truncatella angustata is the source of this 1324-nucleotide messenger RNA. RefSeq lists its product as uncharacterized. The coding region runs from base 234 to 1310 and encodes 358 amino acids. The transcript has 2 exons. NCBI's taxonomy places the organism in Eukaryota, Fungi, Ascomycota, Sordariomycetes, Amphisphaeriales, Sporocadaceae. The record is from RefSeq and is a predicted model, not a curated record.